Molecule: messenger RNA, 1943 nt
Organism: Desarmillaria tabescens
Lineage: Eukaryota; Fungi; Basidiomycota; Agaricomycetes; Agaricales; Physalacriaceae
Exons: 7
Coding region: 87-1871 (594 amino acids)
Biological process (GO): SRP-dependent cotranslational protein targeting to membrane
Cellular component (GO): signal recognition particle, endoplasmic reticulum targeting
Molecular function (GO): 7S RNA binding; signal recognition particle binding; endoplasmic reticulum signal sequence receptor activity
Source: RefSeq, a predicted model, not a curated record
UGUUUGUUUGCUUCUGUCCUUCUACAUUCAUCUCGACUGUACUCGUCGCUCCGAGAACUUUCUCCGACUUUCUUUUACCUUCUACCAUGUCGGAUGGGCUGUCAUUCAGAGCCCUGCAGCUUGCGAACGAGCAGCGGAACGCGUAUGGUCUCCGGUACCAUGAUUUUGCUCGAUACAGGAAGCAUUGUGCCAACAGGACACAUCGAAUUCGGUCGACUUUGAAGAUGACCCAUGGCAAAGGGAGGGAUUUCAAGAAGCUUCCGCCAUUGAACGAAGAGAGUAUGAAGGACGGACACCUUCAACUACUGCUCAUGGAGGCCGAACGCGCUUGGGCAUAUUCCCAAGAUCUUGUAUCGCAAUCCUUGCAACCCACAAAUGUCGGGAAAGCCCAUACACUCAGGCAUAGUGCUACAGGACGAUUCCGUCGCAGCGUCAACUGGUCGACCCAGCUCCUUUCUCACUGCCAAGUAUUAUUUGCCUCGUCUCGGCUGUCCGCAGAAAGCCUACUGGAGACCACUAUCUAUACGCUCAUUCUCAAUGGUCGCUUCCUUCGAUAUCGCGAAGACUUCGAAGAUGCUCUCAUUCAGCUUAGUGUGGCGAGGCACUUGUUAGAUGAGCUAGCCGCCGCUGCCACGACGAGUCGUAAUCAAGCUCUCGCUGUCUUGUUUGCGGACGAAAUCGGUCCAGAGGUUCGGUACUGCGCGCAUGAGCUAGGCCGGGAAAAAUCCUAUGAUGUCGAUGGAAUCGUCUCUGAACUAUCGUCAAGGCAUAAGAACGCCCUGGUAGAAGGCUGUGAUAGUCUAUUGAGCAGAUUCAAAGCGGAGGAAGAAGCACUGAAGCAUGUCGAGGGAAAGAAGAAACUGGAGACUCUGAUGUGGGAAGGCGAACCUGUGCCUGUGCGUAAUCCAGAGCUUGUCGAUGUCUUCCUCAAAGUGCAGGAGGCCGAGAAGAAGUUAGACAUCUAUGAGGAAAAGAAGGUCAAGAUGGGCGACUCGAAGAAGAGCGUGGCGGCCUACGAUGCGAUCCUUCUAGCUCUUAGUGACGCCGAAGAUGUGGCAAGGAGGCUGAAAGAGGCGCAACAGUCAACAGGAUCAGCUGCAUCUACAAGUAGCGGGACGCGCGAUAUGCAUUUCCUUUACGCAUACACCAUAUUUCAACUUCUAUCGCGGCGUAUCCAACGAGACUUCAAGCUUGUCAAAGCUUUGCUGGCCUCCCCAUCCACUCCUUCGAGAUCCCCGUCUAAACCUAGGCAGGUUGACGCCAGAGUGUAUCCUGCUAUUGUGAAAUUGCUGGAUACUAUUAUGCAGGGUUUAAAUCAAAUGAGGACACUGAGCAUAGUCGAUGACAAUCCGGAUUUGUCAUCUGGUGUGGACGCGAGAAUCUCUUACACAAAAGCCAGCAGAUGUUUAUACCUUGCUCCAUCCACUAUUCGUGAAACACAAUCCCAUAUCUCACUGUCGAACUCGGACAUUGCCGAGGUCGCCUUUUUCCCACUUUCUCAAGUUGAACUUGGUCAACUUGAAUCCCAACUAUCAUCCGAUAGUCUACAAUUCAAACGGGACUGGUUUGCUUACAAUGGCGGCUCUGUCAAUACAGAUCCCAAGUCCUAUAAGAAGCCAGCAUUCUUUAACAUUGCCUUGAAUUACGUGGAUCUGGACAUGGAUAGAUUGCUGCAGAGAGCAGGGAAGGAGUCUGCACCUACGCCUGCUUCUGCUCCUGCCCCCCCAGCCCCUACGACCAAGGUUGAGCCUGUGGCGGACAAGAGGCGAAUAAUCGAGGAUACGAGAGCCGCGACGCCAGAACCUGCUCCAGCACCCGCUGUUCGUGGUGGAUUGAGUAGUCUACUUGGUGGAUGGUGGGGCAAGAAUUGAUGUAUGAAAAAUGGUUAUAUAAACGAAUACACAUGCAGUAACAACGAUAGCUAGUCCAAAAAAAAAUUAAAA